This is a messenger RNA of Penaeus indicus, 7629 nucleotides long. RefSeq lists its product as uncharacterized. The annotation marks the transcript as partial. The record is from RefSeq and is a predicted model, not a curated record. The transcript has 4 exons. Gene Ontology annotation, molecular function: chromatin binding. Gene Ontology annotation, cellular component: chromocenter; nucleus. Lineage: Eukaryota; Metazoa; Arthropoda; Malacostraca; Decapoda; Penaeidae.
GUGUCGUAGGGGAAAUCACUGCUGUGGCAGAACCACAGUUGAUUAGGAAGGGCAUCCAAUCAGGCAAUGGGUGCACUGCCAUAAAACCUAUCAAUAGUGGUUUGAGAGAGGCCUCUGACCUGCAGAGGAAUGAAUGGAGGCUGCCAUGUGGCAUCCAUCCCCCAGGGGGACAGUUUCCACCAGAACCACCUAAGACCCCAACUACAUUGGAAAAUGAGGACAAGCUUUUCUCUGUUAAGCAGAGGCAUACGUACUACCAACAGGAUCCUGUAAGUGCUGAUGGUACAGUGUCCUCAAAAGAGAAAAAGGGAGUACAGCUGCGAAGGUCUAUAUCCCUAACACAGCGAUUCAAGAACUCCAGAAUGACAGUGCGCUUGAGACCCAGGCAGGUUUUGUGUUCAAAGUGCCAGUCCAUAUGCAAUGAAAAGUCUGAGAAUGUAAGUGGAGCAAAAGGACAAAGGGCAACAGAGCCUCCGACAACAUCAAAGGUGACGGCAGAGACGAGGGGGAACACAAGGGGUUCUCGUGAUCGAGGUUCUCAGGAAUCCCAUGGCACUAUUUCCGCAGCCCAGAGGAGAGAGAGGGAGAAAGAGAAAGACAGAGCAGAUAAGUCCCCACAAAAGAGUGUGAUGCUUGUCCCUAAGUUAGUCAAACUAAAACCCAGUGAGAUUGAAGCAGCUACAAGUAAAGGUGUCAGCUGUCUGAGAAUAAGUCCUCCAGCCCGUAAUUCCCGUAGUGACUCGGAUUCAUGUGAUAGUGAAAUUAGUGUGGGGUCGAACCCUGCAUAUGCAGUGACUGGAAAUAAUAAUAAUAAUACAGAUGGGAAAGUCCCUAAAUUAAAACUGUCAACAAAUUUAUGCAAUCCUGAGUUAUCAGAAGGUAAGAGAAAAGGCAGAAUCCCAAAGAUGACCAUAAACCUUGCAUUACAAGCAAGUGAGCUUUCUAAAGAAAAUUGGACUCGAAAUAGACUUGACGAUACAGAAAAUGAUAGUGAGGCAAAAAGCCCAUGCAUACCAAAAAUGAUUUUAUCUACUUCGGGGGUUGUUUCAGACCAGGCUAAUGAUAGAAGAGAAAAAGAUAAUAAAACAAGAAAGCAAGGAGAUAGUAGUGAAUCUCGACUUGAUGCAAAAGAAUUAAGAUUACGUUCAGGCAAUGUUCACAAAUUAACGAUAAAUACAGCAGGCCACCAAAGCUUUAGUGAAUCUCUCUCUGACAGAGUUUCUCCAAUACCAAAGUUAACAAUCCUUCCUGUUGUGCAAAAGAAGGAUGGGCUGGAGGAGCAAGAAGGUGGUGAUCUCAAGCACCACAAGAAGGCAACUGAAGACUCCCCUCUUGAAAAAAUGAGCUUGAGAAAAAAGAGGUCCCUAGGUUCCAUGGAAGAUUUGUGGGAUGAAAGUGUGUUUGAUGAGACAGCGAAAAAGCAUAAAAGUAAGGAAGAAGAGGAAAAUGAACAGGAAGAAAAUGGUAAGAUGGGAAGUGAGGAGAAGGAAGGAAUGGAGGGAGAUAAACCCAAAGCAACACCAGUCUUAAAGAUUUCCUUUGGCCCAGAAGGGAAAGGUACAGUGCUGAAGAUUCCUUCUAAGAGCACAGUUGUGACUAUGAACACACCUGAAGUUGAGACAGAAGAGGAAAUCAAUAAGAAAUACAAAGAUAUGAGUGCUAAGGCUGCAAAAAAGGCUCUGAAAAAGGCAAAAAAAGAAGCACAGAAAAAAGCACUGCUUGGAGGAGCUUCCCCAGCAUAUAUUAUGGGGGGUAUGUCACCAAGAUUUGGUGGUAUGUCACCUUUGAGAUUAGGUGGAAUGUCACCAGCUAGAUUAGGUGGUUUCUCUCCUGCUAGAUUUGGGGGCACUUCUCCAGCACGUUUUGGAGGUAUGUCACCUGCUAGAGCUGCUGCAGUGGACCUUUCAACUAGAGAUCUACCCCCUAAGAAGCACAAACAUAAAGUGAAGCAUAAAAAGAAGCACAAGGAUGAGAGGAGGCACAAAAGCCCAGAAGAUAAUAAAUCACAGUCAAAAGAUAGUAAGGAGGACAUACCACACCUACCAGAUGCUACAGAACAUGAUGUUCCAAUUGAAAACAUAACACCAGAUAUACACUGGAACUCAUCAGAAGUGAGAGAAUCCCACUUAGAAUCUUUACCACAAGCAGCACUAAAUCAGAUAUCACACAGCUCUCAACCUGCAUCCAACACUGGGGCUCCCAUACAGUCAUCACGACACAAACUCUCAAUAUCCAUAAAAAGAGUCAGUAAUGCCAGCUAUGUGGCAUGUGACUCCAGUCAUUCUGAUGGAGAGAGAACUGUUACACCAACUGUACCCAGUGGAAAUGAAGAUGAUAUCAUUGAGGAAGCUCAGGGAGUUGUGUAUAGUGAACAAGAGAGCAAAGAUGAAAGACCAAAAGACAUUUGUGAGAGUGUUGAAUGUGGGAAGGAUGUACCCUUAGAUUUGCCUUUGCCAUUUGAUGGAGGAAAUGACAGUGCAGUUAAACCCACAGAAAUGACCGCACAGAGUUAUCCAUUGUUGACAGCACCCUCGUACUGUGUAGAUACGCCAGAAUCAAUGAUGCCUGGAAGUGAUUCCCCAGGAAGUGAUGAAGCUUGCAGUGGUGCAAUCCCAGAUUUCCCCUCCAGAGCACCUAACAUGGAUAGUUUAGAGGACCAUCCCAGUGCUGCUCUGCUAAUGAAGUUAAGCUGGCAGGAGGUGGAGAAAUGUGAGCUUGAUGAAGGCAGAAUAAUGAAUGUUGGAGAUGUUGUGUGGGGAAAAAUCCAUGGUUUCCCAUGGUGGCCAGCUAAGGUCAAAGCCAUCCGGGAAUUACGCGAAGGUGGUGGAGACACAAAAUGGCAACAAGCGCACGUCAGUUGGUAUGGCUCGUCAACAUCUUCUCUCAUGCCAGCCAACACUCUUCAGCCUUUCCUUCAGAUGUUUAAGAUCCGCUAUAAUAAGCGCAAACGAGGACCGUAUAGAGAAGCAAUAAAACAGGCAACCUGUGAGGCAGAGCAGAUAAGUUCCCUCGAUCCACAGCAAGAUUUUCAGCAUUGGCAUCCUCCGCCACAGCAGACACCCAUACAGACACAGCCCAUAACACAGCAGCAGCAACAGCACCAGACUCCAGAGAACCUCCUUGGUGCAUCUCCUCGAGAAGUGGAUGUUGUUAGCUGAGACAUACAUAGAGCAACAUUGAUGAUUUGCCUGUCUCUUGAUGUAAUGUUAUGUUUAUUUAUUUAUUACUACUAUUUUUAUAGUGAGGAGAUAUUUGAUGAGUUAUUUUUGCAUUCCAGUGUUCCACUUCCGAUGAAAGGGUUUCAUUUUCCAUUUCUUGGAAUUAGAGAUUCGUCCUCUAGCAUUUUUCUUCCCGUAUUGAUCGGUCAUUUUUGAGUCAGUUGCAUUUCACUCCACCCUUUCCUAUUUUGCUCACUAGUAAAUUUCAUCCGUGUUUUCAGAGUGAUAUGGAACAUAACCUUGGUUCCAGUAGCCAGUGUUAGAGGUCAGCUCUGUUAAUUGAAAACUGUGAAUUCUUCCCAUUCAUUAAGACAUCUGUUAUUGAUUUUCACUUUUUGCUUUUACAUUUUUUUUUUUUUUUUCUUGUAUUUUCAUUUCUUUUUAUUUAUUUUUUGAAGUCCUUUUCAGGAGCUUAUUACAGUAUGUAUAUACAGAGGCCUUUUCAUGAUAACCUUGAUCAAACAAUCUGAGAAUAUUAUUACAUUAGGAGGGCAAUUUCAUUCUGCUUGCAAUGCUAGCAAAAGAGACUGUAUGGAAAGCAUACACACACACUCGAACACACACACACACACACACACACACACACACACACACACACACACACACACACACACACACACACACACACACACACACACACACACACACAUACAUACAUACAUACAUACAUACAUAUAUGUAUACACAAUACACACAAAAUAUGGCACUGAAUGUUGGCAAUGUUGGCUGAUAUUUCAAUAUGGUAAAUAGUUAUCAUUUUAUUUUUAUUUUUAUUGAUUAGGUAUUUCUGAUUUUGAUACGUUGUUGUUUAGAUACAUUGUUAUUUCUCUAAUUUUCAUUCUUAAUCAUUUCUCAGUAUACCAUAAGUAUAUUUUUUUACAUUUAUUACAAAGACUAUUGCAUUUUUUAUUAUCAUUGUUAUCAUCAAUAUCAUUAUAAUGAUUAUAUUCAUCUUUCCAAAAGCUUCCAUCAUUCAUAGAACUACCAGCACAGCAUUAUCACCAUUAAGCUUUCUUCCUUUUUUGUUUUUGAUAUAAUUGCUUUUAUUUCUAGUUAUUUUAAUAAUAACUUCCUCCUCCUCCCACCUCUCCUCUCUCUCCCCUCCUCCUCAAGUUUCACUUUGAAAGAUUGCAAAAUUAAAGUUUUCUCUUCAAAGACAUGGGUUUGAAGCUGUAAACAGGCAAAUAGUGUACAAAUAUAUUUGCCUUGCAAGCUUUAAAAAAUUUGCCUUACGUGAAAUAGAGAUGCACUGCUUUGAUGUCAGAAAAAUAGGCCUACCAUAAAAUGGCAUCAUUGACUCUGCAUAACUUAGUAGCCUUCUACAAAAUAUACAUUUUCCUCAAAUUCCAAGUAACUAGAAUAAAUGAUAGAUACAAAAAUGAAAUAAGAUAAAGUAAAAUGAAACAAAUAAAAAACUUGGUUUCAAGUUUCAAGUCAGUAUGUAUCUGUUACUAUUGGUUCAAAAUAGAUUUUUCACAUGUUGCUUAAUAUCACAAUGUGAAUAAGCACUAUUUUAUAAUAUAUAAAAUACAGUAUUUAUUUCUGUGUUGAUAAGGUGACGCUGCCAUGCUUUGCACCUUUGCCGGCAUUGUGAAAAUGCCUCAGUGCUGGGAUUCCUAGUAAUGAUACUUCAUCAAUAAGAGGGUUUUGUUAAUUUUUUAGAUCACUGCAAGCAACAUAUUCAGCACAAAAAAUCCUCAGCAAGCCUAUAUUUUACUUUUCUUGAGUCAUCAUCAGUUUCUGGAUGUGCUGAGCACAGUGGUGGAAGGACCAGGGAGAGGAAAGAAGGUGGCAGGCAGGAGGGCAGGAGAGGCGAAGGGCUUGCUCGGGGAGGUUUGCCGCUUGGACUUUCUUCAUCUCUACUCCUGUCUCUCCUCUUCUUUACUAAUUCAAUGUCUUUUGUAUUGUUGUGUUACUUUUUUUCUUUAUUGUGGCAUGGCUUGCAUAUUUAGGAAAAAAGCAAAGAAUGUAUAUCCACUUAUUAAUCAUUCUCUAUUGGCAACUGAAUGUGACUGACAUGCAUACUCCCUCCCCCUUUUAAUUGUUGCUUUUUGCAACUGUCUUGGGGGUGAUCCAUAAGGUCACAUAUCCCAUGAAUUCUAAACAUGAAAACAUCCACAUGUCCUUGCUUCCUCCACACACAUUACCAGAAACAGCUUUCUCAAGUUUUUUGUUUGUUUGUUUGUUUUGUUGACUAGAUAUGUAAUUUAAGAUAGAGUUUUGUAAUUCAGAUUUUGAUUUAUUAUGCCAAAGUAAUCGGUUUCCCCGUAAUCAUUCAAUAUAAGGAUUAAAGUACUGAAUCAAUAUGGAAUAUAUUGUGUUAAUAUAAACAAGUUCAAUUAAGUUAUACUAAUAAUAAUAGUGCCAUAGAUUUUUUAGACAGGCAAGUAAGGAUUAUUUGCUGUUAAGGAAUAAUUUUCAUUGUGAUGGAGAAGCAGAACCUGGAGAUGUGAUGCUCUUUAGGGCCAGUGAAGAAUACAUUUUAGUUGAAGGAUAAUUAAGACUUGAUUCUAUACAGUGGAUAACAGACGGACAUGAGACAUUAGAUUCAGUGAUGUUCAAUGAUUGCACAGGAGAUCCUUGGUCUUAGUAAUAGCUACUCAGCAGCUGGGGUGCUUCAAAUGCAAGGUGUCUCCUGUCGCCUAGGUCUCACUGGUUGACUGGUGUGAGAAAGUAAGCUGCAGUUUUUCCCCUUUUAGAGUUUGUAUAUAGGAACUUAAUGGUAAUUGAUAAUGUUGAUGUGACUUCAGCAAAGAUAUCUAAAAAUAUCAGGGCAAGGAUGUUUUUUGAUAGGUAGCUAAGAUAUUAAAAAGCAUAAACAUUGAUGUGAGGGAUCAAACAGCUCUUAGAUGUUCUAGAAAGGUUGUUUAGGAAUGCUGGGCAACUGGCUGCAAAAAAGACAAUAAUUAUGAGACAUGGUAUGUCUCUAGAUUCUGUUGCACAGAAACAAAAUACAUUACCUCAAAGACUUAACAGCAGCCAGUGAAAGUAAAUUACCUUUGUCAAGGGUAAUUCUUCAAAAACUGGAAGAAAAUGGGAGAAAAUAUAUUUUUAGACAGGCUUAUCAUAAACUAGGUUAGGUAAGUUUCAUAAAGGGGCUCUUUUGCAUGUCAAUUAUAUUUGAAUAAAGAUUACUAGAACAUUUUGGUUAAGACUAAGAGACUUCUGAAAACAGUAUUCAUAUUCUAAGUAUUCAGAAUUUAUAGAUAUCCAUUUAUUCACCUACUUCCACCCUGUACGCACUCUCAACUAUGCAAUACUGUAUUUUAGUUUGUUGUUGGAUUUUUAAAAAACUUUAUAUGAUAACAAGAGAAUUUCUUCACUGUUGGUUAGUAAUAUAUAUGUAUAUAUUUUUUCUAUAGACAGUUUGCCUCCUUAUAUGCUCCAGUGUUUCAGUAUUUUGAGAAAAAGUUAUGGGUUCAACUGAAUUAUAUGUUGCAUAUGCAGUUCACUAAUUUCUAUGCAUCACUGGCAUAUUUACAGCUAGUCUGGGUCUGCUAAACUUGCAUGCCUUUCCUAAUAAGUGUAAAAUAAUGAAAACAGUGGCUUACACUGUGACAUUACUAAAUAUUUUGUUACAAUAUUAGGAUCUAUACUACCACAGCUAUUUUUCCUUCCAUGCUAGAAUAGCCGCAUUCAUUUAUGACAUGAUCAAGAAUAUAUUUAUAUGCAUACACCCCACCCUCAGUUGCAGCUAGAAACAAAGUAGAAAAUUAAAGAAAAUACUAUAGAUAUCUAAAUAGAAUACCAAGAACUAGUGCUCUUGUCUUUCUCUUCGCAUGAAAAUGUUUCCUUCCGCUCAUCAUCAUUUUUAGCCCAGUUCAUGCUAGGUAAAAUUCAAAGUAAAGUUUGGUAAGGCCAGGGUGGAUUAUUACCUACACUCAGGUGCACAAGCCAUCAUCCCAGUAAUUAGACUCAUGACAUUAGGUAUCACCCUGCCUUUAGGAGAUUUUGCCAUAGUAGGAUAAAGCAUCACCUGUCAUGAAUGGUUUAAACACAGGGACUGUACAGUAAGUUGAUUAUAUUUUGGAGGUCUUGCAGUUUUAAGUGAUUGAAUUUUGAUAUCCUUUGAUGCUAUAUGUCAAUCUGCCAAAUUAAGUACUGCAAAAUAGUUUAAUUUGACAAGGCUUACAACUCAGCCUAGUGGAGCCCCAGUUUCUGUAACUAGGAUUACUACAUUAUGAUUUGUAUAAUUAUUGUCAGUUAAUAUUAUUCAUUACCAAUACAUCCUAUUGAAUAUUAAAAUGAUAGCAAAUACAUCCAGAGUUGGCAAUUUAUUAGUGAAAUACACUCAGUAAUUAAUAAACACUAAAUUGUAUUUUACAUAUAUAUAUACACAUAUACAUAGAUGUACAUAUAUACAUAUAUAUACAUACAUAUACAUAUAUACACACACACACACACAUACACA